Molecule: messenger RNA, 1890 nt
Organism: Linnemannia hyalina
Lineage: Eukaryota; Fungi; Mortierellomycota; Mortierellomycetes; Mortierellales; Mortierellaceae
Source: the annotation of a GenBank genome assembly
AUGCGUUUUUGCCGUUAUCUACAAUGGCUCGGCAUCACCACCAAGGUGUUCAACGUCGGAAACUAUCGUCGAAAGCUCCAUGGUGCACAUCAAUUGCAUGACUUUUUCAACCCUGCUAACCCUGAUGGUGAGCGGUCCCGCCGCGAGGCUGCCGUUGAGGCUCUGGAGGAUAUGGUCUACUGGUUCAAGAAGGAACAGGGUGUCGUUGCCCUCUACGAUGCUACCAACUCGACCCGUUCCAGACGAGAGAUGUUGAUGGCAGAAUGCAAGAAGCACGACAUCCAGGUCAUGUUUAUCGAGUCGGUCUGCGAAGAUGAGGCCCUGGUCCUGCACAACAUCAUGUCCGUCAAGCUGAAAUCCCCCGAUUACAAAAACAUGGAUCCGGAAAAGGCAGUCGAGGACUUCAAGGCACGAAUCUUCCACUACAGAGAAGCCUAUGAAUCGAUCACGGAGGAAAACUUGACAUAUAUCAAGCUGAUCAACGUGGGCAGCCAGGUCAUCAUCAACCACAUCCAAGGAUAUCUUCAGUCGAGGAUUGUCUAUUAUUUGAUGAACCUGCAUAUUGCUCCUCGAAGCAUCUUUUUCAGUCGGCACGGAGAAUCGCUCUACAACGUGAUGGGAAAGCUGGGAGGUGAUUCGGAACUGAGUGCCCGUGGAAAGCAGUAUGCCAAAUCUUUGCCACUUUUGAUCGCGACUCAUCUCGGCAACUCGGAACAAUUGACUGUUUGGACCUCGACUUUGAAGCGAACCAUUGCAACGGCCGAACAUCUCACCUACCCCAAGCUGGCAUGGAAGGCUCUGGACGAGCUGGACGCCGGAGUGUGCGAUGGAAUGACUUAUGAGGAGAUUGAGGAACAAUACCCAGAGGACUUUGCGAACAGAGAUGAGGACAAGUUCAACUACCGCUACAGAGGGGGAGAAUCGUACCGCGACGUUGUUCUUCGACUGGAGCCAGUUAUCAUGGAGUUGGAGAGACAGCGCAACAUUCUAAUCAUUGGACACCAGGCCAUCCUGCGUUGCAUCUACGCCUACUUUAUGAACCACUCGCACGAAAAGCUUCCUUAUAUCAAGAUUCCUCUCCACACAGUCAUCCAGCUCACACCUAGCGCUUACACCUGCGAGGAGAAGCGCUUUAAGGUUGACAUUGAGGCUGUGGAUACCCAUCGCCCUAAACCCAAAGCCGGAGCACCAAAGUCGGCCACCGACGCGAACCCAGACACUCCUGUUGAGGCCGCUACAGACGCGGACAAACAGCCAGCAGCGGAUGGAGAAAAGGAUUGCGGUGCCACUAUUACUACAACGACCAUGUCGACUACGACGUUCAGAGAUAGCGCUUUCCAGAGGACCAAGAGCACACAUCGGACUUCACGAGAUGCGAGGGCUGAUGAGUCGUUGGAGAAGGCCAAGGUGCUUCAAUCUGCGCUGACAGAGGCCACAACUGGAGAUUCUCUGGCCAACCCUGCGGUAGCUCUGCACUUGAACCAGAUCAGCACUCCUGAGCCAGCUCAGGAACAGGAAACCAGCAAGGCUGGCAUUCUCGUUGACGCGGCUCCGUCUCUAUUGAACGUAUUGCCAUCGUCAGCAGCUGCGGGUGAGGCACCUUCGUCUCACAGGGUGACCAAGGGAUUCGAUGCGCAACCAGCCAGCUCUGCGGGCGAUUCGACAACGGCCCACCUUGGUAGCCCAACACCUCAGGAUUCGAGCCUGUCGAUUAACACGUCAUUGCUCACGACUCCCCCAAUGCAACGCUUAAAGAGUGACCUGCAGCCUUCUGCGGUAUGGCAGGAAGGGGCAGAGUACGAAAGAACGGCCGGAGCGAGUCCUCGUGACCCUAUUAUGAGCCCCGGCGGUCGACUUCUCCUUAAGAAGGAGAACUUUCAUUUCCCAUAA